Molecule: messenger RNA, 5452 nt
Organism: Oxyura jamaicensis (ruddy duck)
Lineage: Eukaryota; Metazoa; Chordata; Aves; Anseriformes; Anatidae
Gene: SIM1
Product: SIM bHLH transcription factor 1
Exons: 13
Coding region: 822-3122 (766 amino acids)
Biological process (GO): regulation of transcription by RNA polymerase II
Molecular function (GO): RNA polymerase II transcription regulatory region sequence-specific DNA binding; protein dimerization activity; DNA-binding transcription factor activity, RNA polymerase II-specific
Source: RefSeq, a predicted model, not a curated record
AGCCGAAGUUGCGCGGCGAGGCUUUUGGGCGUAAAGAAGUUGUUAGGCGUUCCUCGGCCGCAAAUUAGGGUCCUUCAUUAACACCACCCCCACCCAGCCCGCGAGAGGGACAGCCCGAGCGCUGAUAAAGGGGACGGGGCGGCGGCCAUGCCCGUCCGCCCGCCGGUGUGAGCAGCCCCGAGAGGCGCAAACUCCCCCCCCCCCCCCCCCCCCACCCACGUUCGCCCCCCCCCGCUCUUAAUGAGCCAAUUAAAGAGUUGGGCUCCUCGCCCCGGGAGAGCUCUCCGCGGGCCGCCGAGCUCGGGGACUCAAGGUGCUACACCCGCCGGCGGCUGGCUGUCGGUUGUUCUUUCCGGAGGCUGCGGCGCCGGGUAAGGGCGCGCUCACCCCAGCACCGCCGUGGGCUCCGCAGAGGCUCCCAGGACGGUGCCCAGCGCCCGCAGAGGCAGCCCCCGGCCGCGCAUCUCGGCCUCGGACCGGCGGCGGAUCACGGGGAGAAACAGGAUUAUUAUGACCCUCUUCCGAGGAGCUAUGCUGUCCGCGACGAUUGUUUGGAGUCUCUGAGCUGCAUUGGAUAAAUGCCUUUCCCUUCCGAUUGACUCUGCUUUUCAGAGAAUAUUUGUUCUCUUUUUAAGAACACCUCUCUGGUCUUCGAUACUUGUUUUCGUUUUACGCGACCGAACGAUUUCUCAGAGCGAUGGCCGCACUCGCGAUCCCUGCCUGAUGCUUCGGAGAGAUGAAUUGCAGCUGAAAGUUUCCCCUCCACCUUUGGAUGAAUCUCUGGAGCCUAAAUUGUAGGAAGGAAGGGGAAAAAAAACACGAUGAAAGAGAAGUCCAAAAAUGCUGCCCGGACUAGGCGGGAGAAAGAAAACAGUGAAUUUUAUGAACUGGCUAAAUUACUGCCCUUGCCCUCAGCUAUCACCUCUCAGCUGGACAAAGCAUCCAUAAUCAGGCUCACCACCAGCUAUUUAAAAAUGAGGGUGGUUUUUCCAGAAGGACUCGGGGAAGCCUGGGGCCAUUCCAGCCGAACCAGCCCACUGGAUAAUGUUGGACGGGAGCUGGGAUCCCAUCUUUUGCAGACGCUGGACGGUUUCAUAUUCGUCGUGGCUCCGGAUGGCAAGAUCAUGUACAUCUCGGAGACCGCCUCGGUGCACCUGGGCUUAUCGCAGGUAGAGCUGACCGGCAACAGCAUUUACGAGUACAUCCACCCGGCCGACCACGACGAGAUGACCGCCGUGCUGACGGCUCACCAGCCCUACCACUCUCACUUCGUGCAGGAGUACGAGAUCGAAAGGUCCUUUUUCCUGAGGAUGAAGUGCGUCCUGGCCAAGAGGAACGCGGGCCUGACCUGCGGGGGCUACAAGGUCAUUCACUGCAGCGGGUACCUGAAGAUCCGCCAGUACAGCCUGGACAUGUCCCCCUUCGACGGCUGCUACCAAAACGUUGGCUUGGUCGCCGUGGGCCACUCGCUGCCGCCCAGCGCCGUGACGGAAAUCAAGCUUCACAGCAAUAUGUUCAUGUUCCGAGCCAGCCUAGAUAUGAAGCUCAUCUUCUUAGAUUCCAGGGUAGCCGAGCUAACAGGCUACGAGCCCCAGGACUUGAUAGAGAAGACCCUUUACCACCACGUCCACGGCUGUGAUACCUUUCACCUGCGAUGCGCACAUCACUUGUUGCUGGUGAAGGGGCAGGUGACCACCAAAUACUACCGCUUCCUGGCCAAGCACGGCGGCUGGGUGUGGGUGCAGAGCUACGCCACUAUCGUGCACAACAGCCGCUCGUCGCGGCCCCACUGCAUCGUCAGCGUCAACUAUGUCCUCACGGAUACUGAAUAUAAAGGACUACAGCUCUCCUUGGAUCAGGUCACAGCUACCAAGCCGGCAUUCUCAUACGCAAAUUCAACUCCGACCAUAACGGAUAAUAGAAAGGCAAGCAAAUCUCGCCUCUCGAGCACAAAGUCAAAAUCAAGGACAUCACCAUACCCACAGUAUUCUGGAUUUCACACCGAGAGAUCUGAAUCUGACCACGAAAGCCAGUGGGGUGGGAGCCCCUUAACUGAUACAGCUUCUCCCCAGCUGCUGGAGCCUGCGGACAGACCGAGCUCCCAGCACCAUGAUGUCUCCUGUGCCUACAGACAGUAUUCGGACCGCAGUGCUCUCUGCUAUGGUUUUGCACUCGACCACUCCAGGCUGAGUGAUGACAGACAUUUCCAUACUCAGGCCUGUGAAGGAGGCAGAUGUGAAGCUGGCAGAUACUUCCUUGGCACUCCGCAGCCUGGGAGGGAAGGCUGGUGGGGCUCUCGGUCAGCCUUGCCCCUGACUAAAUCAUCCCCUGAAAGCAGAGAAGCCUAUGAAAACAGUAUGCCCCACAUAACUUCAGUGCACAGGAUUCAUGGGAGAGGACAGUGGGAUGAGGACAGUGUUGUUAGCUCACCUGAUCCUGGCUCUGCCAGUGAAUCAGGUGACCGAUAUCGCACUGAGCAGUAUCAGAACAGCCCACAUGAGCCCAGCAAAAUUGAAACUCUAAUAAGAGCCACCCAGCAAAUGAUUAAAGAGGAAGAAAACAGACUACAGCUACGGAAAACGACCCCUGAUCCACUGGUCUCCAUUAAUGGCACAGGGAAGAAGCACGCUAUCUGUUUUGCAAACUACCCUCAGCAGCAGCUGGCAGGUGACGUCUGCCGCGUGCCGGCAGUUGCCAGCACUCCUCCCUGUGAACACAUCCAGCAACGAGAUGGAAAGAUUAUGAGCCCACAUGAAAAUGACUAUGACAACAGCCCCACAACACUGUCUAGGAUAAGCAGCCCCAGUUCUGACCGAAUAUCAAAAUCUAGUUUGGUACUAGCUAAAGACUACCUGCAUUCAGACAUGUCCCCUCAUCAAACCCCAGGGGACCACCCAGCAGCAUCUCCAAAUUAUUACAGCUCCCACAGGCAGUACUUUGAUAAACAUGCUUACACAUUAACUGGAUAUGCCCUGGAGCAUCUAUAUGACACUGAAACCAUUAGAAACUAUUCAUUAGGCUGUAACGGAUCACACUUUGAUGUGACUUCACACUUAAGGAUGCAGCAAGAUCCAGCACAAGGACACAAAGGGACAUCUGUUAUAAUAACCAAUGGAAGCUGACACUUUUUUCUAAAAACUUUUGUGCUUUAAAAAAUAACCUUUGAGACCUAAUUGGAAGAUGUUAUAUGUUUUCAUGCCCUUGUCAUUACCAGCAUUUGAUAUACUACAGUGCACUAGAGAAUAACCUAAGGUUUGGGGGGGAUAUGUUAAGUUAACAAACAUUACUUUAAAAAAAUAAUAAUAAACUGGCAUGCAGGGUUAGAGGGAAUGGAGCUAAACUCAAAGUUGGUGAGGUGAAAAGGAUGGAAAACAGCUAGGUAGGGAGCACUUGGGCAGGCUAGCAGAGCAAUUUAUGCACACCAUAUAAGAGGUGGUUGUUUGGAAACACUGCCAAGGUCAGACCUUGUGAAAUGCGUGGAGCCCACAGGUCCCAGACAACAAAACUGCUAUGCACUCUUAACACAGAAAGUUGGAAGGUGUUCCUUUGACGUACACAUCAAAUUGUGUACUUCUGGUGAUCUUUUUAUUCUCUAAAGGCCAAGUGUGUUAUGCUACUCCAUGGUAUAAAGCAUCCAUGGCUAACAAAUACAAAAUCAGAAGGGGAAGAAAGAACUCCUCAGAUGUGUUAUUUCCAUGUGUACCUACAUGCACAGCUAUUGCAUACACUUGAUCUGAAAGGAGUCAAAUAAGCAGUACCCUUAUGAUUAAUGUGAUCAAAUAUUUACUUCUACUGUAUUUAAAAGAAAGAAAGAGAGCCUUUCUUGGCGUUGUUUUGAGAAGUGCAUAGGUAUUGGUUGUCUUGAUAGAGACAUGAGAGAUUGUCCUCAUAUAUCUGAAAGGUUGCACCAGGAGGGAAGUGGAAUGAAAUGGAAGAAAAUCACUGGGAGAAACAGGGUGAAUUAGGAGUGGUCCAAGGUAAAAACAUUUAACCCUAUGGCUAUGUAUGCCAUUUACUAAUAAUUACAAUAUAAAGAACAGUAGUUAUAAGUGGCCACAUACUUAAGAAUUACUUUGAAACACAGAAGAAACUCAAUAGAAUCAGAUUUUUUUUUUUUUCUAUUAAAAAAAAUAUAACCACGUAAGUGUAAGAAUUUGGCAAGGAUAGACAAAAACUGUACGGUGGUUCAUCCCAAUUUUGAUAAAAAUUUGGAGUAAAUUAAGAAAACAUAGAAGAUUGUAAGCACUCUGACAUACAGUGAAGUAAUCAGCAUGACUUUGAAAAAGGAAUAUUCAUUCUUUUCUUUCCUGCAGCAGAAAAUGUAGUGGAUAUCAGAAUAUAUUAUGAAUAUAAAAAUCAGUAAUAUGUACAUAAAAUAUACUGAGGGAAAUCAGGGUUCCAAGAAAUUCAGUUGCAUUAAAAAAGUUGAUAUUAUUGUGGCCUGUCCUAGACUCAUAGAAGACAUCAAAAGAGGCAGAGAAACUUUUUGCAAUUUUUAAUAAUCUCAUGAACAAAGAGUCACUAAUUUUUUGGAAAAUAUUCAAUUAAAAACAUAUGCUAAAAAAGCAAAAUAGGGUGUUUGUAGGCACAGUUACUAUACCUGUCCUCUGUAUGGCAUUUAUGUGAUGUCUCAAGGUUGACUGCAACAGGAGCAGGACCACCACUCCUUACUAUAUCAAAGUGGAGGUAAGGGGACUUGAGGAGGUUACUAAAAUGAAAUUAGCAAUAAGUCUAGCUUCAUUUGUAACAUUGAGUAUUUCAACAUAUGGCAUUGAGUCAUCAGUGGGACUAAAUAUAAACCAGCAUGCUACGGGUGGGUUAAAAAUAUCUAUUUUCAAAUAAAACUAAUCAGAAGCAAAAGCUAAAUAAUAACAUUAUAAGCUACGUAAGUAGGGAUGUACUUGAAAGUAGAGGAAAUUACCUCUGUGAACUUGGAAUAUUGUGCAUAGUUCUGAUCAGUCCAAGGCAGAUUGUGAAUCUUGAAUUGAGUAGUACCUUACUUCAUAAGCAAUCUCUGUUGACUGCAGUGUGAUCACUCCUGGUGAAAUGUACGUUGAACACAAGGAAGAGCAACACAGUCUGGUCUUUAUUAUCUAAAGCUCAUAAUAGAAAAGGUGGAGCAGAGCUCAGCAAAAAGAUAAAGAGACUGAAAGAUCUAAUAAAAACUUUAAAUAAACUGGGUCUGUCAUCUUUGUAAGGGAGAAAAGUAAGGGGGAAUGUCACUGGUGUGCACCAAGCUCUGCACGGAGGAGAGAUAAAUAAUGGUCUAAAACUAUUUGAACUAGCGACAGAAAUGAGAGACAGGGCAUUGAAUGUUAGCCAAGACAAAAUGAGAACAAAAUGAUUUGGCAAGAAAUAUGUUUGACUAACUGCCAAAUGAAUAACAAAGGUCAUAAAGAGAAGCAGCUAGGGAUUUUUGUUUGUUUGUUUGUUUUAAGAUAAAAACAAGGAA